Messenger RNA from Bursaphelenchus xylophilus (pine wood nematode), 1832 nucleotides. The record is from the annotation of a GenBank genome assembly. Lineage: Eukaryota; Metazoa; Nematoda; Chromadorea; Rhabditida; Aphelenchoididae.
AUGAACUCGCACAAGAGUAAUAUCGCCGCUUUAAAUUGUGCCCUGUGCAAGAUGAUGUUAAUACAACCGGUGAGAGUGAAGGUAAGUGUUUUUUGCAUUAUUGCUUUCGACUUUUAGGGAUGAAUUGACAAAAAAUGGGAGAAAAUGAUUGAACUGCACAGUGCAAUAUAAAUUUUGAGAGAUAUUUUGUCGUAUGAAGUGUCGGCUGGUAUGACACUCAAAUUUUUGGAUGGUAUUAGGGACGGUGGGCCAAAUUUCAUAGCUCUGGUUAUGUUGUGUCUUUGCGAGCGAUCUGAACUUCAAAUUUUCUGGGCCGCACUGUGCAAUUGCUCUUUUUGUCUAUUGCACUGUGCAGAGAACAAAAUAAAGAAUGCUGUGGUGUUUUAUGAGCGUCCUAGAGGUCCAUGCAAAAUUUAAUAAAGUUUUGAUCGAAUUCCAUGCCCGUUGCACUGUGCAAUUUCCAGUUUUUUUCUCCGCACUGUGCAAAAAACCGAACAUUUUUUGCACGGUGCAGUUAUAAUCAUGGUAAACCAAGUUUGUUGCAAUGUUCUCACCAACUUUUAGAGCUGUUCGCAUCGCUUCUGUGGAGCUUGUAUGCAUAGUUAUCGGCGAGCUCACCACCGCCAAUGCCCAUCCUGUUCUCACUCCCUUAUCGCAGAUGACGGCCGAGAGAAUUGGGAGCCGGAUCCCGAAUUCGAACGCAUUGUCUGCGUCUAUGUAAGUUUAGUUUUGGUUUUUCAAGCCUAUAAAGGUGCGAAAAUAUUAUUUUUUCCAAUUUUAGAGACUAAAAGAAACCCGUUAUGUUAACGGUGCUAUGACACAAUCUCAGAUUUUAAACCUUCGAAAACAACUCCGGAGGGCGCAGAAAAUGGAAGACGAGGUGUGUGUGGUGUUAUGGCCCGAUGUAUCGGCCAGACGACUGCCUCGCGCCGCGAAUCGGGUUCGAUAUGUGAUUAUGGAUGGGACCACGACAACAGGUGGGUAAAUUAAUAUAAUUUUUGGUUGGAUUUUAGGUUUUUUUGAUGGAUUAUUUAAUCUGGGACUUGAUUGAGCACAGGAGUUGGGGUUUUAUGUUAUUUGAGCCUGGAAAUUGCACUUUGCGAAAAAAAAUUUUUUUUUGCACCGUGCAGUCAAAAAAAUUUUUUCGUAUAAUAGGCCUAAAAUUGCAUGUAGGUUAGUCUACUGGGUCUAGAAUUCAAUAUUCUCUCCAUUUUUUUCUAAUUUAGAGUAUAAAUUCCUCAAAAUUUCAAAUUUUUAAAUUUUUGCACCGUGCAGUCAAAAAAAUUUUUUUUUCGUAUAAUGGGUCUGAAAUUGCAUCUAGGCUCCUCUACUGGGUCUAAAAUUUAAUAUUCGAUUAAAUUUUCUCCAUUUUGGCGCAUAAAUUCCUCAAAAUUUCAAAUUUUGAUAUUACCCAUGACACUUUUCCCAUUUCAGUCCACCACCUAGCCAAUUUCAUCCUAAUCCGAACGAAAGUGGAAACCAAAAACCCCAACCCCAAUCCUGACGAUUUUCUAGUCGAAUUCGCGCCGGUGAUCUUCGACAAACCCGACUUUUUGCCCGACCAACUCCCCUCCACGGCCGUUUUGUUCCGCCCGAACCAAGUGAAGCCCCCGCGACGCUCCGCCGACCCCCCGGACGCCGACGAGCCACCCUUCAAGACUCCGAAUCAAAUGCUGGCCAUCCAGUACCCCUUCCGACCACUGCCCAACGAGAUGAAAAUGGGCGAAGUGAAGCGACAGUACUACCGCAACACAAGAAAGACCUUCAAACUCCUGUUCCGCAUAUUCCAUCGACACGAAACGAAUGGAACCCAUGCGGAAUGUAAAAAGUAA